AUGGCUGACUCCAAGCUCACAUCAUCUGAAUCGUCUGCAACGACUCUCCCAACGCCGCCGCCGCCGCCGCCGCCGACAUCUGGGACGGGAAUCAACUCUUCACCCGAUAAUGAAACCGCAUUCGAUCGCUGGAAUCGGAAGCUGCGGAUGACUACUGGACUCGGGCUGCAAUCGAGCGAGGAAAGACAGGGAUGGCUCCUGAGUCGUUGUCGGGGUUGGAAAGAUGAUUUGGUAGAGACCAGCCCAGUGGUUCGAUACCUCUUGCAGCACAUUUCGACCUUGCCUGUCCCGGAUUCGCAACCGUCGUCCGGCGAAACCUCUCAACCGUCUGCCUCGAUAUCACUGCCAAUCAAUUGUGGGAUUUGUAGUCCAGUCCGGUCUGCCGGUCUGUUUUCACCCAACGAAUUGAAUCCUUCAACCCCGACUGGAGGUCAGAUCAAACUAUGUGCAGAAUCGCUCGCCUCAAAAGGUCAUCUCGAGGAUGUCUUGUCUCAUGAAUUAAUUCAUGCAUACGACCAUAGACGAUUCGCCAUUGAUUGGACGAAUUUGCGGCAUAUAGCAUGUACUGAAAUCCGUGCCAACGCCCUAUCAGGGGACUGCAAAUGGACUCGAGAGGUCGAUCGACACAACUUUAACUUUGCAAGACAGCGUCAGAUCUGUGCACGACGGCGAGCCAUUCUCUCAGUUGCUCAACACAUAUCAGCGGGAUCACCACAGCCUGGUAAUGGGGAUGAGACUAGCUCUUCGGCGGCACUGGCGUCUAAACAGGCAGAGGAAGUGGUCGACCAGGUUUGGAGUAGUUGUUGGAACGACACUCGCCCAUUCGACGAGAUAUACUAG
This is a messenger RNA of Puccinia triticina, 840 nucleotides long. RefSeq lists its product as uncharacterized. Lineage: Eukaryota; Fungi; Basidiomycota; Pucciniomycetes; Pucciniales; Pucciniaceae. The transcript has 3 exons. Gene Ontology annotation, molecular function: metalloendopeptidase activity. Gene Ontology annotation, biological process: mitochondrial protein processing; mitochondrial proton-transporting ATP synthase complex assembly. Gene Ontology annotation, cellular component: extrinsic component of mitochondrial inner membrane. Bases 1 to 840 code for a protein of 279 amino acids. The record is from RefSeq and is a predicted model, not a curated record.